AAAGAAAUUAAAGAGUCGAAAUUUAAAAAACGGUUACUAUCACUCUAAACUGGCGUUCUGCAAAACAGACCAAACAAACAUCGUCUUAAAACACCCACACAACACAUCAUCUUCAUCUGGGUUAGCUUCAAUGGAGGUCUGUUCCCAAAUUAAUGGCUACAAACUCCUUCUUAAGGCGCUUAUUAUGAUACCCAUCUCGCAUUAUGUUGUGGGGCUGUUGUGUGUAUUGAUUAUUUUCUUGUACAAUUUCUUGGAGUUUCAUUUUCUUGAUCAUCUUUUUAAUGGAGGGUGUUGGGUUAAACUCACUUAUCUUCCGGGUUCGGAGCUCCAUCAAGCUGUUAUCUCCAAGUGCAAACUUCUUCAUGGCAGGUACUCUGCAACACCUUGGCUAGCUAGUCCACACUUGCAAACAAUACUUUUGCCUUAUGCAUGUAAACCUCCUGCCUUCACCUACAGAAGAGAAAUAUUUCACUCAUCUGAUGGUGGAAGUUUUGCUCUAGAUUGGCUACUGAGUUCAGAUGUUCUAGGAAGUUCAGCAAACAAGAAUGCUGAUAUUUCAAAGAACAGUACCACCCCGAUUGUGGUAGUGGUUCCGGGACUAACAAGUGAUUCCUCUGCUCCAUAUGUAAGGUCUCUUUCACUCGAUUCAGCUAAACAAGGAUGGAAUGUUGUGGUUUGUAAUCACCGAGGAAUGUGUGGUAUCUCAUUUACUUCUAGUUACUUCUACAAUGCUGGAAAGACUAAGGAUUUAAGAGACGUCCUCAACUAUCUAGUUGGCAGUUACCCCAUGGCUCCAAUAUUUCUCGUUGGAACUAGUAUUGGUGCCAACAUUGUGGGAAAAUAUCUUGGAGAAGAUGGGGAUAAAUGCCCAGUUGCUGGUGCUGCUGUUAUAUGCGGUCCAUGGGACCUUUUGAUUUGCUCCAGAUUCUUAGGACGGGGACUUGUCCAAAGGGUUUAUGACAGAGCUCUUGCUAUUGGACUCAAGAGUUAUGCACAAUUAAAUAAGGCCAACUACGUCAAAUAUGCUGAUUGGGAAGGCAUCUUAAAGUCGCGUAUUCUUCGGGAAUUUGAUACGAGUGCAACCUGCGCUGUUGACAAAAUUGAGACUGCGGACACUUACUACAGGUGGUCUAGCUGUGCUUCUUAUGUGAAAGGUGUAUCAGUCCCUCUACUCUCUAUAAGUUCUAUGGAUGAUCCAGUUUGUACUGCAGAAGCUAUACCUUGGGAUGAGUGCAGAGCAAAUAAAAACGUUGUUCUUGCUACCACAAAACAUGGUGGGCAUCUUGGAUAUUUUGAAGGAUUAACAGCAUCCAGCCUGUGGUGGGUGAGGACAGUCAAUGAAUUCUUUGGUGUUCUUCAUUCUAGUCCUCUUGUCCAUAAACAAAAGGUACAAUCACAUGAAGAGUGUACCUCCGAGAAUUCAAAAUCUAGUGACAGUACAUAGGAGAAUACAAAAGACGAGUGGAAAAAUAUGACUUGCAGAACGACUUGAAGUUCCAAGUGAAGAGACGCUGAAAGAUAACGUAGUAGAUAUGUGACAUUAAUGUUCUAUAAUCUUUGUCAGAGGAAGCUGGCAUGCUGGAAAUUGUCUUCCUAGUGUCGCUCCACCGUGAUAAAUUGACAGUUAUUAUUGCUCAACUGGUACAGAGGUGAAAGCCUCUCUUUAUAUUAAUAAACAGCAGUAUAGUGCUCAACUUAUAUUGGAGGAUUAUGAUAUGUACGCACUGCAUGUGUUGUAUAUAAUUCUCUUUAAGAAUUGUCAGUUUUUUCACC
Molecule: messenger RNA, 1773 nt
Organism: Daucus carota subsp. sativus
Lineage: Eukaryota; Viridiplantae; Streptophyta; Magnoliopsida; Apiales; Apiaceae
Exons: 14
Coding region: 131-1444 (437 amino acids)
Molecular function (GO): monoacylglycerol lipase activity; short-chain carboxylesterase activity
Source: RefSeq, a predicted model, not a curated record